Molecule: messenger RNA, 2859 nt
Organism: Eucalyptus grandis
Lineage: Eukaryota; Viridiplantae; Streptophyta; Magnoliopsida; Myrtales; Myrtaceae
Product: probable disease resistance protein At4g27220
Exons: 2
Coding region: 1-2859 (952 amino acids)
Molecular function (GO): ADP binding
Source: RefSeq, a predicted model, not a curated record
AUGUGUGAUGCAUUUGCUACCUCCAUUGCAUCAAAUCUUGUGUCGAAACUCGGUGAGUACCUGUUUGGUCCCAUUGGACGUCAAUUUGGGUAUGUCCUAUCCUACAAGAGCAAUGUUAAAGAUCUCAAGAAAGAAGUCAAUGAUCUGAAGAAUGCAAGGGAAAGGGUGCAAUCCUCCGUCGACAAAGCCUUGUAUGACAGGAAACCUAUAUUCACUGAUGUUAAGGAUUGGCUGAAAAGUGUGAAGAAUGAGGCUGAGGAAGCAGAAAACCUAUUAAGAGAUGGCGAAAGUGCCAAAGAUGCUUGCUUCCGUGGGUGGCUUCCCAACCCUGUGGUGCGCCAUUCAAUUGGCAGGAAGGUGAAGAAGAUGACUCAAGUCAUUAAAGAACUCCAUAAGAAAAAUAACUUCCCGGAUGUCCACUACGACCAUCCUCCGAUAGGAAUCGUCACUGCUACCACUUCCACGAGAUCUGCUGACAAUAAUGAAGAUGUCCUAGAGUCAAGGGCUUCAUUCAUAGAGAAGGUAAUUAAGGCUAUAGCUUAUGACAAGGUAUGUGUGGUUGGGGUGUAUGGACCAGGUGGGGUAGGCAAGUCUAAGGUUUUGGCGGACAUUGAAAGGCGAGCAAAGAAAGAGAAGCUAUUUGAUGUGGUUGCCUUAGCAGAAGUAUCACGCAAUCCAGAUCUAAGAAGAAUCCAAGGAGAAAUUGCUUAUGCAUUGGGUCUAAAUAUAAUGAAUGAGGAAACUACUCAUGGGAGAGCAGAUCUUUUGUGCAGGAGAUUAGAGAGUUAUUUUGAGAAAAGAAUUCUCAUAAUUUUAGAUAAUAUGUGGACAAAGUUAGAGUUGAAUGAAGUUGGAAUCCCUUGCAGAUAUGAUAAUAAAGUAAAAGGCUGCAACCUAUUGAUAACAUCUAGAAAUCGAGAAGUUUUGAGCAUUGACAUGUGCUCUGACCAAGACUUUCGACUCAAUGAGUUAAAUGAUGGAGAAGCACGAAGACUUUUUGAAAGGACGGUGGGGAAGAGAGUUAAUGAUCCAGACAUUAAACCCUGGGUAGAUGGAGUGGUCAAGAAUUGUGGAGGCUUGCCACUUUUGAUUGUUUCUUCGGCAAAAAGGUUGAAACAUGGAGAGUUGGCUGCAUGGAGGAAUGCUUCGACCCAUAUAGAUGUGUCGGAUGUAAAAUCAAUAGCUGAACUAAAUUACAAUGAAUUAGGAGAUGAGAGGAUCAGAAAAUUGUUCUUGGUUUGUGCUCUAUACUCUAGCAGUAUUCACAUGAGAUGUAUCCUUGCCUACAGCAUGGGUUUGGAUUUAUAUAAACAAUUCAGCAUGACCAUCGAAAGCGCUAGAUAUAGGUUGGUCCUGGAUUUACGUUGCUUGCAAAACUCUUCUUUGUUAUUAGAUAGUGAUGACAUUGAAGACCUCAAAAUGCAUGACAUAUUUGUUGAUAUGGCCAUCUCUAUUACUUCCACAGAGUGGAAGGCCUUGAUUGGGAGGAAAGAUUAUGGGUUUAAAGAAUGGUCAAAGGAUGACCUCAGCAAAUGCACCGCGAUAUCCUUCCCUUUUGUGGGCAUUGAUAAGCUUCCAGAGAAAUUAGAUUGCCCAAACUUGAAGAUGUUUCUGUUAGCCGAAGACAACGAGUCUCUCAAAUUUUCUGAUUCAUUUUUUGAAUCUACGGAGAAGCUCCAAGUCUUGGACUUGACUUGCUUAUCUUUCACUUCUCUACCUACGUCGAUUAAAUUACUUGAAAACCUCAAUUCGUUGUAUCUUGAUUACUGCCAUCUGGAGGAUGUGACUGUUCUUGGAAAGCUGAAAGGAUUGCAAUUCCUAAGUUUCCACGGAUCUAUAAUCGCUCGGCUGCCCAAAGAAAUAGGUGGACUAACAGAAUUGAGAUUUUUGGACUUAAGAGAGUGCUUCAAGCUCCAAAUUAUAGAACCUGGCGUGCUUGAAAGCUUGGUUAAUUUAGAAGAACUGUAUAUUGACGGAUUUUGUCAAUGGGAGGCCGAGGAUGAAGCACCGCGAAGCAACGCCAACCUGGCUGACUUGAAGAACAUGAAAAAGUUGAGAACUUUGCACAUUACCAUUCCUCAUUCUACCAAUUUCUCAAGCAACCUGCCAUUCGGGAAUCUAAAAGAGUAUAAAAUCCAAAUUGGGGCAAUUGCGCAUGGGUGCAAUGAAUACAAAGAAUCCAGAAGUUUAAAGCUCAAUUUGGAUUCUGGCAAUCUUCUCCGUGAAGUGUGUAUGCAGGAAUGUUUGGGGAGAACGCAAGAUCUCUGCUUCGAUGGAUUGCAAGAUGACAGAGAUAGCAUUCACGACUUGUGCACCAAAGGUUUUCAGGAAUUGAAGCAUCUUUGUGUAAAAAAUAACCUCUCGUUUCAGUAUGUCGUUGGCUCCACACAAUCCACUGGAUUUAUGAGACUGGAAUCAUUGGUUCUACAGAAUUUGAACAACUUCAAGAAGAUUUGUCGCCAUUGUCUUACCCCGGAAUCCUUUAGCAAAUUAAAGAUUGUGAAAGUGGAAAACUGUGAUGAAAUUAAACAUUUGUUUCCUUCAUCCAUGACAAGAAUAUUCUUGCAGCUAGAAGAGAUUGAAAUAACUGGAUGCAACUUGAUGCAGCAUAUUGUCGCAAAUGCCAAGGUAGAAGAUUACAUAGAUGAAGUAGAUAAUGAUGCCAAUGUGAAGUCAUGCAAGUUGCGUAGGCUAACGUUACAAGACUUGCCAAAGAUGACGAGCUUCUGUAAAACCGAGGACCACUCAGUCGUAUUCCUGGAUGGGCAACAGGUAAAUUUCAUGCUUUCUGAAAGAAUCAUGUUCCCAUUCAUCCGGACCAUCCUAGUUGGAGGAAACCUUCUCCGACUAGUCUUCUGA